Molecule: messenger RNA, 264 nt
Organism: Paraglomus brasilianum
Lineage: Eukaryota; Fungi; Glomeromycota; Glomeromycetes; Paraglomerales; Paraglomeraceae
Source: the annotation of a GenBank genome assembly
AUGCUCUCCAACACGCUCUUCAUACGCUUUAUAUCACGCCCUCCAUCGCGCUCCCCACCAUGCUCACGCUCUCCACCAUAUUCAGCCCAUUGGUCAUCAUCUCACCAUUCAUACAGAGGACGUUCGUUUGAAAGAAGUUAUCGAUCGCAACAUAGUCGUCCGGAAUAUGAACAGUUGUCCACUAGCCGUGCUCACUAUGCAAUUAUAGCAGCCGUUCGAAUGAAAGGAAUAACUACCCCUUACCAUCACAGUAUCCUCCGUUGA